This is a messenger RNA of Ctenocephalides felis (cat flea), 954 nucleotides long. Its product is annotated as dimethyladenosine transferase 2, mitochondrial-like. The record is from RefSeq and is a predicted model, not a curated record. Gene Ontology annotation, biological process: transcription initiation at mitochondrial promoter; rRNA methylation. Gene Ontology annotation, molecular function: mitochondrial transcription factor activity; rRNA (adenine-N6,N6-)-dimethyltransferase activity. Gene Ontology annotation, cellular component: mitochondrial matrix. The coding region runs from base 1 to 954 and encodes 317 amino acids. Lineage: Eukaryota; Metazoa; Arthropoda; Insecta; Siphonaptera; Pulicidae. The transcript has 5 exons.
AUGAAGUGUUUUUCUAGUAUAAAAUAUCUAAUAACAGGUUCUAAGUUUAAAUUAGAUUUAAUACGUGCCAAUAAUGUUUAUAAAAAACCACAAGCUUUAUUUAACAUUUGUUCACGUUUUUUUUCAAACGAGAUAAAUCCAAGUAUAACAAAUGACGAAGAACAAAUCCCUUCAAAACCUGUUAAAAAAAAGGAAAAGACACCAGAAAAAUCUAAAACAAAUGUAUUAAUACAUUUAGAAAACGAUGCUAACUUUCAAGAAAUCAAAGAUCAGAUUCCUGAAAAACUAUUCAAAUACAGACGAGUAGCUCCCGAAGGUCUUUAUUUAAUUAAUAAAGAUACGGCUUAUGAUAUUCUGUUUGCAAUAUUGCCGUACUUACAAACUUCAUCUGCUGGAGAGAGUAGUUUAAUUGAAGUUAAUCCGGGAUUAGGAUUGCUCACUGAUUUACUUCUGAAUAACUGGUCACGAGAAAUCACUUUAUAUGAACCUAAUACACAAUUUGUUAAAGCUUUAAAUGCCUUAAACGAAGUUCACAGAAAUAGAAUUAAUCUCUAUUAUACAAGUUUUUAUGAUGUUUGGAAAUUGUCUUAUCAAGAUAAACAUACAAGUAGUAAAAAAGUAGCAGCACUAUUAGGGGAUUUACCCCAAAUUCCUUGGGGAAAAGAUUUUUGUUCAACAAUCAUUGGUAUCGCCCCCUCUAAUAGUUUUUUAAAUCAUCUCAUAACAUCCUUAGUUUUUCAACACAGUCUAAUGAUGUGGGGACGACAUCAAUUUUUCCUUGUUAUAACACCAAGACAAUAUAUUCAUUAUACUUGUAACGGAAACACCGGUUAUAUGUUUUACAGAGCUUCAAGCAUCAUGUUUCAAAUAUUAUUUAAAUUUAAAUUUUUAUGCAAAGUACCAAGAAAGUCAUUCUUGCCAUGGGUUCAGACAUUUCUAACCUCUACAACAUAA